AUGAUAGAUCUCGCUUGUAGUCGUGUUGGCAGCCACGGUUCAGAUUGGAACACCGGCUUCACCUUCGCGCUCACGGCGACCCAACUGGCGCUGAUCGAGGUGGAGCGGCGGCGCAACAAGCAACCGUACUGGCUCUGGCGAUGGAUACGAAUAGAGAGAGAGCCCUUCCUCGUCACGCACCAGAUUCUCAUCGCGGCCUACAGCGCCCUCGUCGCCGCGGUCAUCAACAUCUAUGUCGUCUUUGAGUGGCGCAUGGUCCUCGAUCACGACUCGCAAAAGACGCGCAUCGCGCACAGGUCGACGAUCUAUUUCCCAAUGGUGCUCGGUGGUCUGCUGUGUAGCUUCUCGUAUCUGCAAGCAUUCGUCGUCGUGCUGAGCCCCGCGCCGGAUGUGGUCAAACUGGACGCUGCGCCGCUGCGUCGUCGCCUAUUUUCUCUGCACCGGCCUCUUCACAGCCGGUAUUGUCGUUAUUGCCGUCAACGGAGAGAACGCGUAA
Messenger RNA from Microbotryum saponariae, 496 nucleotides. NCBI's taxonomy places the organism in Eukaryota, Fungi, Basidiomycota, Microbotryomycetes, Microbotryales, Microbotryaceae. The record is from the annotation of a GenBank genome assembly.